Impatiens glandulifera is the source of this 3943-nucleotide messenger RNA. RefSeq names its product ABC transporter B family member 4-like. Gene Ontology annotation, molecular function: ATP hydrolysis activity; ATP binding; ABC-type transporter activity. The coding region runs from base 37 to 3846 and encodes 1269 amino acids. The transcript is spliced from 11 exons. Lineage: Eukaryota; Viridiplantae; Streptophyta; Magnoliopsida; Ericales; Balsaminaceae. The record is from RefSeq and is a predicted model, not a curated record. Gene Ontology annotation, cellular component: membrane. Gene Ontology annotation, biological process: transmembrane transport.
AUUAAUAAACAGUUGUUGUGAAUUCUUAAUUGUUAGAUGGAGGAACUAGAUGGAGUUUCCGGCACCGGUACUGGCCAGCGCCAAAAUGAGAAUGAUUCGACGACGAAGGGCGGUGGUACGGUUCCUCCUCUGUACCGGUUAUUCAGAUUUGCAGACUCCACAGAUGCGGUUUUGAUGAGUGUUGGCACUAUUUCUGCUAUUGGGAAUGGCUUAUGCCUUCCUUUCAUGACCAUACUCUUCGGUGACCUGGUCGACUCCUUUGGCCAAAACCAGACCAAUAACAAAGACGUGCUUCGUAUUGUCUCCAAGGUUUCAUUGAAGUUUGUUUACUUGGCCUUGGGAGCUGGCACCGCCGCCUUCCUCCAGGUGGCCUGUUGGAUGGUAACCGGAGAGAGACAGGCUGCAAGAAUCAGGAGUCUUUAUUUGAAAACUAUCUUAAGACAAGAGAUUGCAUUCUUUGAUAAGGAAACAAACACAGGGGAAGUUGUCGGCCGAAUGUCCGGCGACACGGUUCUCAUACAAGACGCUAUGGGAGAAAAGGUUGGGAAGUUCAUACAGUUAUUAUCAACUUUCAUAGGCGGUUUCGUGAUUGCGUUUAUAAAAGGAUGGCUUCUUGCCCUCGUAAUGUUAUCAUCCAUUCCUCCGUUAGUGUUAGCCGGUGCUCUUGCCUCGCUCUUUGUUGCCAGGACAGCCACCCAAGGACAAAACUCGUACGCUAAAGCAUCUACAAUCGUUGAACAGACCAUAGGAUCAAUAAGAACGGUUGCCUCGUUUACCGGAGAGAGUGAAGCUAUAAGAAGCUACAAGAAGUCUCUUGUGGGCGCUUACAAGGCCGGUGUUAAUGGAGGUUUGGUUGCAGGCGUAAGCUUUGGAGCAGCUUACUGUAUUAUGUUUUCUAGCUAUGGUUUGGCUAUAUGGUUUGGUGGGAAAAUGGUAUUAGAAAAAGGCUAUACCGGCGGCCAAGUUCUAAACGUCAUUUUCAGUGUUCUAGCCGGAUCAAUGUCGUUGGGACAGGCGUCUCCUUGCAUGACAGCUUUUGCAUCAGGUCAAGCAGCAGCAUUCAAGAUGUUUGAAACUAUAAACAGGAAACCUGAAAUAGACGCAUAUGAUAGGAACGGGAAGAAGCUGGACAACAUCGAAGGAACCGUUGAGCUAAGAGAUGUCUACUUUAGCUAUCCGACCAGGCCAGAGGAACCAAUAUUCAGGGGAUUCUCUGUUUACAUUCAAAGCGGUUUAACCGCUGCCUUGGUGGGACAGAGUGGAAGUGGGAAGUCGACUGUGAUCAGUCUUAUUGAAAGAUUUUAUGAUUCCCAAGCUGGUGAAGUUCUUAUUGACGGGAUUAAUGUUAAGGAAUUCAAUCUGAAAUGGAUGAGAGAAAGAAUCGGUCUUGUUAGUCAAGAACCGGUUUUAUUCACUUGCAGCAUUAAGGAUAAUAUCGCAUAUGGGAAGCCUGAUGCCACCAUGGAUGAAAUCAGAGCUUCUGUUGAGCAAGCUAAUGCUGCAAAAUUCAUUGAUAAAUUGCCACAGGGAUUAGAGACAAUGGUGGGUGAACAUGGAACUCAACUGUCUGGUGGACAGAAGCAAAGAGUGGCUAUAGCCAGAGCAAUUCUUAGAGACCCGCGAAUCCUACUCUUAGACGAGGCAACGAGUGCUCUUGAUGCAGAAUCGGAGACCAUCGUUCAAGAGGCCUUGGAUCGGGUCAUGGUCAAUAGGACAACAAUCAUUGUCGCCCACCGGCUAAGCACGGUUAAGAACGCCCACAUGAUUGCAGUUAUUCAACAAGGCCAGAUAGUAGAAGAAGGAUCGCAUUCGGAACUGCUGAAGAACGAAGAUGGAGCAUACUCGAAGCUUGUGCAAUUGCAAGAAGUGAAGAGAAAUUCAGAUCAAUCCGAGGAUGCUGAUAUUUCUACUAGUAGUAGACAAUCCAGCAAGCGAAUAAGCGGAGGAUCAUCCGGAUUAGGAAACAGCAGCCGACGUAUCUCAAUCUCAUUCAGUCAUCAUCCAAUAGGCCCAACAAGCUUAAUGCCCGAAACCAUAUCAGUAGAAGAAGAACAAGAAAACAAGAAGCAGCUCCCAGUACCUGCUGCACAAGUGCAGCUUCGUCGCCUUGCAUCGCUAAACAAGCCAGAGAUUCCGGCUCUGUUAGCCGGAACUCUCUCCGCUAUCCUGGUCGGCUCAAUUCUUCCAUUUUUCGGAAUAGUAAUGUCAAGUGCGAUCAAAUCGUUUUACGAGCCGCCUCACGAGCUUAAGAAUCACACCAGGUUUUGGGCACUCAUGUUCUUCGUUAUGGGACUAGCAUGGCUCCUGGCUUUCCCGGCUCAAACGUUCUUCUUCUCAAUAGCGGGUUGCAAACUAAUAAGACGGAUUAGGACAAUGUGCUUCGAGAAGGUUGUUUACAUGGAAGUCGGUUGGUUUGACGAGCCUCAACACUCGAGCGGGGCCAUAGGCGCCAGGCUUUCGGUUGACGCCGCCUCUGUUCGGGCAUUGGUGGGAGACGCUCUCGGCCAGCUCGUGCAGACUUGUGCCUCACUUAUAACAGCUUUUAUCAUUGCUUUCACGGCUAGCUGGCAAUUGGCUUUCAUUGUACUUGCUUUGGUUCCUUUACUCGGACUUACGGGAUUUGUUCAAAUGAAGUUCAUCAAAGGAUUCAGUGCUGAUGCAAAGGUUAUGUACGAGGAAGCGAGCCAAAUAGCUAAUGAUGCUGUCGGGAACAUUAGAACAGUGGCUUCCUUCUGCGCAGAGGAGAAAGUGAUGGAUCUCUAUACAAAGAAAUGUGAGGGCCCUGUCAAGACUGCCAUCAAACAAGGGAUGAUAAGUGGGAUUGGAUUUGGAGUAUCCUUUGCUGCCCUGUUUCUCGUGUACGCUGGCAGUUUCUACGCAGGGGCACGUUUGGUUAAUGCCGGCAAGACCGAAUUCGCAGAUGUUUUCCGCGUUUUCUUUGCUCUAGCCAUGGGAGCCAUUGGUAUAUCUCAAAGCAGCUCAUUGGCCCCGGAUUCAAACAAAGCCAGGGCUGCUGCAGCAUCAAUAUUCGCCAUUCUGGAUAGGAAACCGAAGAUUGACUCGAGUGAUGAUUCCGGGAUGUCGACUUUGGAGACUUUAAGGGGAGAAAUCGAGCUUAAGAACGUAUGCUUCAACUACCCAACUCGACCCGAUAUUCAGAUCUUCAGUGAUCUAACUUUGACCAUCCCUAGAGGAAAGACGGUUGCUCUUGUUGGAGAAAGUGGAAGUGGGAAAUCAACUGUCAUCUCACUGUUACAAAGGUUUUAUGAUCCCAAUUCUGGGCACAUCACACUGGAUGGUGUCGAGAUUCAGAAGUUGAAGCUUAAGUGGUUGAGACAGCAGAUGGGACUGGUGAGCCAAGAACCGGUCUUGUUCAACGACACAAUCCGAGCCAAUAUAGCAUACGGGAAAGGAGGGAACGCCAGCGAGUCAGAGAUCCUGGAAGCCUCUGAGCUUGCUAAUGCCCACCAGUUUAUUAGCGGAUUGCAACAGGGAUACGAGACGAUGGUGGGAGAGCGAGGAGUUCAGCUUUCGGGAGGACAGAAGCAACGGGUGGCAAUUGGUCGAGCCAUAGUGAAGAAUCCUAAAAUCCUGCUUCUAGACGAGGCCACGAGUGCCCUUGAUGCAGAGUCGGAGAGAGUGGUUCAGGAUGCGCUAGACCGUGUCAUGGUGAACAGGACAACGAUUGUAGUGGCUCACAGGUUGUCCUCAAUAAAAAACGCAGACAUAAUUGCUGUGGUCAAGAAUGGGGUCAUCGUUGAGAAAGGGAACCAUAAUACCUUAAUAGCUAUCAAAGAUGGUGUAUAUGCCUCUCUUGUAGCACUUCAAAUGACCACAUCCUCCUAACAAUACAUGGUUAUCCUGUUCUGUUUUUCAACUUGUAAAAUUCUAUUGAUCACAAAAACAUUAUCAUAAUUUAUAAGCUGUCUUUUUUCCAACUACU